AAUUCGCAUCGAGUAUCGGAUUUAUGUAGGCAAAUUGCCAUCGAACACAUGACUGCACUCUAUUAUAAGUACCUCAAGCCGUGUGCUGCUAGGAUUGAUAGGUAUAGAUACUUCAUAAUCGAGUUAAAAUAUUGAAUUAGUAAUAUCAAUUGAUCUCUUGUUCACUGACGCAAACAUGGGUUCUACUGACGGUUCAGAAUAUCACAAGGAGGCUCUCCGUAAUCUCAAGGAUCCCAGCCUGUUCAUCCAAAAUGCGUUCAUUGAUGGAGAAUGGGUCUCCAAAGACAAGAAGUUCGACGUAUACGAACCCUCAACCGGCACUGUCUUAGGCCAGGUGGCCGACGGCAGCCUUGAGGACUUCCAGAAAGCUAUUCAGAGCGCGAACGAAGCACAACCGAAGUUCUUCGCCGAAACAACAGCCACACAACGAGGAGCGUUGUUGCGCAAAUGGUACGAUUUGAUCGUCAAGCAUCAAGAAGACAGUAGGCGAGCCCCUUUCCUCCGCUUUCCCCCUUAGCCAUGACGAAGUCGGCGAAUUCUAAACAGAGGCUAAUUUUCGAUCAAUUUAGUCGCGACAAUCCUUAGUCUCGAAAACGGAAAGACAUUCGGGGAGGCAAGGGGUGAGGUAGUGUACGCUGCCAGCUUCAUCGC
Molecule: messenger RNA, 651 nt
Organism: Annulohypoxylon truncatum
Lineage: Eukaryota; Fungi; Ascomycota; Sordariomycetes; Xylariales; Hypoxylaceae
Product: Aldehyde/histidinol dehydrogenase
Exons: 3
Coding region: 176-517 (113 amino acids)
Molecular function (GO): succinate-semialdehyde dehydrogenase (NAD+) activity
Source: RefSeq, a predicted model, not a curated record